This is a messenger RNA of Saprolegnia diclina VS20, 693 nucleotides long. RefSeq lists its product as hypothetical. Gene Ontology annotation, cellular component: cytoplasm. The transcript has a single exon. The record is from RefSeq and is a predicted model, not a curated record. Gene Ontology annotation, biological process: intracellular protein transport; vesicle-mediated transport. Bases 72 to 611 code for a protein of 179 amino acids. Lineage: Eukaryota; Oomycota; Saprolegniomycetes; Saprolegniales; Saprolegniaceae. Gene Ontology annotation, molecular function: GTP binding; GTPase activity.
CCAGAUGCGACCUGACGAACGACGAUGACCAUCAACAUUCCUCACUACUCAAAUUGCCUUCAAGCACACGCAUGGGCUCCAUCACGUCCCGUCUCCGCGCCCUCGUCGCCCGGAAGCGCAAGCUGCGCGUCAUGCUGGUCGGCCUCGACGGCGCUGGCAAAACCACACUCCUCUACCGCGCGUUCCUGGACGAGACGCUGUCGACGGUCCCAACCGUGAGCUACAACCUCGAGAUAAUCCAGCACAAGUGCGCGACGCUCACGAUGUGGGACUUUGGCGGCGACGAACGCUGUCGACGCGUCUGGGUCGACUUUCUCGCGCACCAGUAUCACAUUGUCAUCUUCGUCGUCGAUGCAACCGCGGUGGAUCGCCUGGACGAGGCCAAGCACGCGCUCCACGACAUCCUGGGCGCUGACGCCGCGCGUGACUGCCGCGUGCUCAUCUUUGCCAACAAACAAGACCGCGCGGGCGCGCUGGACGAUGGCGCGAUCUCGUCGGCCUUGGAUCUCGCGCAUUUGAAGCAGCGCAUGUGGAAGGUACAAGGCGGCUCCGCGACCAACGGCAGCGGCGUCCACGAAGGCCUCGCGUGGUGUGCGCAAGGCGGAUGCUAGCAUUGCCGAGUUAUUUAAGUCGACGUACCAUUAUUUAUUCCUUCCAUUUCCAUGUACAUCAAAUCUAUGGUUGUGAAUCGCC